Bactrocera latifrons is the source of this 2686-nucleotide messenger RNA. It is a transcript of the gene wor, whose product is annotated as zinc finger protein 620. The record is from RefSeq and is a predicted model, not a curated record. Gene Ontology annotation, biological process: regulation of transcription by RNA polymerase II. The coding region runs from base 252 to 2294 and encodes 680 amino acids. The transcript is spliced from 2 exons. Gene Ontology annotation, molecular function: RNA polymerase II cis-regulatory region sequence-specific DNA binding; DNA-binding transcription factor activity. NCBI's taxonomy places the organism in Eukaryota, Metazoa, Arthropoda, Insecta, Diptera, Tephritidae.
UGCAGACGUGAAACGUGCGACGUGACGUGCGGAUGGUACAGCGAAAAUUUAGUGAAUAUUUCCAAAAAAUUUUCAUAAAACAAUAUGCGCAUUGCAAGUGAGUUGUGAAAAARUGAUAUUUGAGAUGCUUGAGUGAUUUGUUAGAAACGCAAAUUGUUAAAAAAAUUUCAUUGAAAACGGAAACAAAAUAUUCAUGCCAAGUUUCUGGUGAACAAAAGUGCUCUGUGAUUUGUGGCUUUACAAAAAUUGUCAUGGAUAAAGUGAACUACAGCAAAUGUCCGCUCAAGAAGCGUCCCAUAAUGAUGUUGGAGCAGGAGGCGCAGCAACCAGAACACAUGGACUUCUUGGAUCAAGACGAAGGGCCCGUUGAUCUGAGUCUUGCCGCUGGCGCAGCGCCUGUACACCAAUCAGCUGCUUCACCACCACCAGCACCAGCACCAGCGCCUUCGCCUGCGCCAUCCACCUACGCUGCGUCCUAUCAAUUUGGUCAAGACAAUACCGAACAGCGCACCGCGCUACCCACACCGCCGCCGUCAGAGAAAUCUGUCAGUGUUUUCACACAAAAUAAAGAGGAGCUGGCGCGGCGCAUUUGGGAGGAAACGCGUGAGAUCGCGCGUGCCUUUCCCGAUGUCUUCACGCGUGAGGAGAUUGCACGCAGUUUAGCGCGCUUGGGUUAUGGCGAUUUUCCRCUGCCACCAGAGGAUGAAGUGUGCGGUAAGGAAGAAGUUGAGAUGAGACCAGAGCCACAAAGAAAACAGAAAUAUGAUGGUAUAACACCCCCGCCACCAGCAGUGAAUGCGGAAUUUGCGGCGCAUGAAAUCAAGCAGGAGAUAAUUGAAGUUGAUAAUUAUGUGCCGACAGCGGGAUUCAGAAACUACAAUAACAAUUUAUUGAAAAGCAUAGCUGAGUAUGAAGACUGCAUACAACCGCAAGCUUAUGGUAUGCAAGUGGAGCAGAUACUGCCACAACAACAGCACAUAUCAGCGCCACCACAGUCCAUGCAGCGGACGACACAAGCGGAGAUCUGUUAUUAUCCAGCAGAGCGGCGCGAUUAUGAGCCACAGGAUUUGAGUGUGAAGAAUGAUUUGCCGGCGCGGCGCGUGCUUGGYGAGAAUAUCAAUCUGCACAAUGUGGCGCGUGCGCUGCUGAGCAUGCAGCAAAUGGGCACUAAUAACAAUAACAAUAAUAUAGCGCAUGCACCCGGUACGCAUGAGGAGCGCCACACAGCCGACUCACCAAAUGCAAACGCGCUGAAGAUCAAGACCAACAACGAUCUCUACUACCAGUGCCAGCAAUGCAACAAAUGCUACUCCACCUACGCCGGCCUGGUGAAGCAUCAGCAAACGCAUGCGUACGAGAGCACCGAAUACAAGAUCAUACGCAGCGUGAAUAACGCCGAAGCGCCCGGCGCGCUCGAAGCAGCUGGUGAAUUCUCCAGCGAUAAGGCGGCAGCACUUAUACAUUCCUCCAGCAUUGCAUCUGCGCAGUCAGCGCAAAAGCCUGUCGGUGUACCGCGCUACCAUUGCAAGGAUUGCGGCAAGUCAUACUCCACAUAYUCGGGCCUGAGUAAGCAUCAGCAGUUUCAUUGUCCCGCCGCCGAGGGCAAUCAAGUGAAAAAGAUUUUCAAUUGCAAAAACUGCGACAAGACCUACGUCUCACUGGGCGCACUCAAAAUGCACAUACGCACACACACGCUACCCUGCAAAUGCCCCAUCUGCGGCAAAGCCUUUUCACGCCCCUGGCUGCUGCAGGGCCACAUACGCACACACACGGGCGAAAARCCCUUCAGCUGCCAGCACUGCAAUCGCGCCUUUGCCGAUCGCUCGAAUUURCGCGCACACAUGCAAACCCACUCGGAUGUGAAGAAGUAUUCGUGCCCCUCGUGUACGAAGUCAUUCUCGCGCAUCUCUUUACUGGGUAAGCACUUGCAGGGCGGCUGCCAGCAGUCGCCGCACUCAGCAUCGCCAACAUCGUCCACCGAGAAUUUGGCAGCAUACGCCGCGUCGGCUACAUCAGCUGCGCUCAACGGCGAGGGUGGCUUCAGCCAGCAGCAGCUGCAACAGCACAUGCAACGACUACAACAGGGCGCCUAYAAUGAUGAGAAUAUGCCAGCCGACCGCCAGCAGCCRUCCGCUUACUAUUACGCCGACAGCUUAGGCAGCAGUGGUGACGAUCAAGAGGAGCUGGAGGAAAUGCAUUAUAGCAGCACGACGCCACCGCUCGCUGCACAGUCAGCGCAAGCGCAACAGCAGCCAUCAAUGCCGCUAAUGGCGGCGCACGCCGGUGAAUACUGAGUGUUGGUGUGGUGUUGUCUGUUUGUGUAGCCGAAAAGUCUAUUUAGGUUUUGAAAAAGGAUACUCAUAAUUUAGUUUAUAGUUUUUAAGGUUCCAAGCAGGUUAGGAACUCAGGUAUUAGUAUUUAAGUUUGUGGGGAAUACCAAAAAAUAUGCAACAGUGCCAAAAAUUAGCGGUAGUGUAUGACAGGGUCGCACGUUAGUGUAGGCAGUGGGUUGUGACAGACUAUUAGGUAGCUAUCUAUUUAUUUAUUUCUAAUAUUCAAACUUAUUUAUUCAAUUAUGUAUUUUAAUUUAAUUUAAAUAUUUAUUUAUUUAUUUGGCAUUUAUGCGUCAUUAAAGCACAUAUGCGACAUUUAGCGGUAUGCAGAAUUUCAACCAUAUCAUUUCUUA